Molecule: messenger RNA, 1629 nt
Organism: Penicillium waksmanii
Lineage: Eukaryota; Fungi; Ascomycota; Eurotiomycetes; Eurotiales; Aspergillaceae
Exons: 6
Coding region: 1-1629 (542 amino acids)
Biological process (GO): transmembrane transport
Cellular component (GO): membrane
Molecular function (GO): transmembrane transporter activity
Source: RefSeq, a predicted model, not a curated record
AUGGCAACCACCGUGCUCACCCAGAGUCCGAUUCAGCCCAUGGAGGUAGAUGACUCACGCCAAGCGUCCACACUACGAUUGUCAUCUCAAAAUUCCCAAGAUUCGCGGACUCGUGGUCUUUUCUCUCACGAUAAUGGCUCCGGCGAAGGUGCUUCCGUCUCUCAGGAUGCGCAACUAUCGAGGGCGAGGGCUGUUAUUCUCAUUGCCACCCUUACGGGCAUUACAUUCGUGGGCAGUAUGAGCGGGGGCCUUUUGACUGUUGGUCUGCCAUCAAUCGCGAAGGACUUGCAGCUUCCAGAAAACCUGCUGCUGUGGCCUGUUUCGGUCUAUUCUCUUUCCAAUGGAUGCUGUCUUCUCUUGGCAGGCUCACUUGCCGACUUUAUUGGAAACAGACCCAUCAAUCUCAUCGGUUGUUUCUUGAUGGGUGUCUUCAUCCUGGCCUGCAGUGUCGCCAAAACCGGUAUCCAGCUCAUCUUAUUUCGCACAUUUCAAGGAGUUGGAACUUCCAUGUGUCUACCAACGGCAUUCAGCAUUUUGACGGAUACUAUGCCCAUCGGUAAACGACGCAAUAUCGGGUUUGCCUGCAUAGGACUCGGGCAGCCCCUCGGCUUUUCGGUUGGUCUUGUUUUUGGAGGCGUUUUUCAAGCAUCUGCUACCCUGGGCUGGAGAUUUGGAUAUUAUCUCUGCGCCGGUGCAUCCUUUAUCCUGAUGGCAGUCAACUAUUUCAAACUUCCCAACGACAAACCGAGAGAGCCUAUUACGUUCCAUCGCCUCCGGACAGAAAUUGACUGGAUCGGUAUCAUUCUGUCCAGUGCCUGUCUAGGAAUAAUCUCCUACGUUUUCUCUGCAAUUACCGAUAAGCCGUCGAACAUUCGUCACCCAGACAACAUUGCGCUUCUCUGCAUCUCAGGUGCCAUGAUUCCCGCGUUUUGGUAUUGGAUGAGAUGGAGAGAAGAGUCUGGAAAGUCGGCACUGAUUCCAAAUUCGCUAUGGAAAAACACUGCCUUUGCUUCCAUCUGCGUCAUGGUUCUAUUCUCCUGGGCUGUUUUGAAUGGCAUGGAAACAAUAUUGAGUCUUUUCUUCCAAGAAGUUCAGAAUCUAUCUGCUUUCGAAGCCGCUAUCCGUUUCAUGCCCAACGUCAUAAUCGGUAUCGUUCUCAAUAUUGCGACCGGACUUCUCGUGCAUCGCCUUCGCGCCAAUUGGCUUGUCCUGGUCACAACGAUUUUGAGUGCUGGAUCGCCUUUGUUGCUGGCCAUAAUUGAUCCAAAGUGGUCUUGGUGGUACUGCGCUUUCUGGGCGGUUCUUCUGGCCCCUCUCUCGGCGGAUGUGAUUUUCACGGUCGCAAAUCUUAUUAUCGCGGACUCGUUCAGCCCCAAAACGCAAGGACUCGCAGGCGCCGUAUUCAAUACUAUUGCGCAGUUCGGUACCUCUAUCGGACUGACUAUCUUCGCCAUAAUCUCAGCUGGUGUCACACAAGGAUCAUCUUACACCGACAAGAGCUCCCCUGGCGCUCUUAUGGUUGGAUACAGAGCUGUUUUCUGGACCUGUUUCGGCUUGAUGGUUGCUGCAUCUGCGAUCGGGGCUUGGGGAUUGCGCAAGGCCGGAAAAGUCGGGUUGAAGAAGGACUAA